This is a messenger RNA of Eleginops maclovinus (Patagonian blennie), 1432 nucleotides long. RefSeq names its product monoacylglycerol O-acyltransferase 3a (gene mogat3a). The transcript is spliced from 10 exons. The record is from RefSeq and is a predicted model, not a curated record. NCBI's taxonomy places the organism in Eukaryota, Metazoa, Chordata, Actinopteri, Perciformes, Eleginopidae. Gene Ontology annotation, biological process: triglyceride biosynthetic process. Gene Ontology annotation, molecular function: diacylglycerol O-acyltransferase activity. Gene Ontology annotation, cellular component: endoplasmic reticulum membrane. The coding region runs from base 66 to 1073 and encodes 335 amino acids.
ACUUCCAGAGGACACACCGGCACGCCUCGUCUCUCGGACCCGGGCUGAGGCGCUCUGUCUGCGGCAUGAAGCUGCAGUUCGCCCCGCUGAACGUCCCGCUGCAGAGGAGGCUGCAGACCGCGGCGGCGCUGCAGUGGGUCUUCUCCUUCCUGGCUCUGGCUCAGGUGUGUCUGGCAGCCUUUGUGCUGCUCCUGCUCUCUGAUUGGUGGAUGCUGGCCGUGCUGUAUGCUGGUUGGCUGUGGUUGGACGGGGACACGCCCACCAGCGGGGGUCGCAGGUCUCAUUGGGUGAGGAGCUGGAGAUUGUGGGAGCUCUUCAGGGACUACUUCCCCCUCAGGCUGCUGAAAACUGUGGAUCUGGAUCCAAAGAAGAACUACAUCUUCGGGUUCCAUCCUCAUGGUGUACUGGUAGCGGGGGGGUUCUGUAACUUCUGUACCGAGGCCUCAGGGUUCUCCCAGAUGUUUCCUGGUCUCACCCCCCACCUGCUGAUGCUGCCCUUCUGGUUCAGAGUGCCUCUGUUCAGAGACUACAUCAUGUGUGGAGGCCUGGUGUCCAGCAGUAAGAGCAGCCUGUCUCACCUCAUCAGUCGUCCAGGUGGAGGUAACGUGGCAGUGAUAGCAGUGGGAGGGGCAGCGGAGUCUCUGGAGGCUCGACCCGGAGCCUUAAAGCUGCAGAUCCUGAACAGGAAGGGCUUUAUCAAACUGGCUCUCAAACACGGGGCUCAGCUGGUUCCUGUCUUUUCCUUUGGGGAGAACGAGUUGUUUGAUCAGAUGCAGAACCCGAGUGGUUCUCCGCUCAGGAGGCUGCAGAACCGGUUGCAGAGCAUCAUGGGAGUGGCUUUGCCUCUGUUUCACGCCAGAGGGGUUUUCCAGUACAGCUUCGGCCUGAUGCCCUACAGGAAGCCCAUCCACACCCUAGUUGGGAAGCCCAUCCCAGUGGUCCAGACUCCCAGUCCCAGCUCCGAGGACAUCAAGGGUCUGCAUCAGAUUUACCUGCAGAGUCUGACCGACCUGUUCGAACAGAACAAAGAAAAAUACGGCCUCAACAAACACCAGCACCUCACCUUCAUAUGACUUUUACGUGACCUUAAGCGUCUGAGCUUCAGUGCUGAUCAUGAAAUGAUGAUAUUACACGUGAUUGACAGGUACACUUCUUCCCUCCAGGAGUCCUUUUCUUUUCACAGUCCGCUUUGACCCGUCAUGUGACCUGUCAUGUCUUUAUGCACCGUCCUUCACACGAACACAGUGAUGAGGGGAACAGAUGUAAAAUGCCAAAGUACUAAAUGUGCAGCUCAUUUUUUCUGAACCACAAUCCUUUGCAAAGCUGUACGAGCAGUUUCAGUGUUGUGGUAAUGUUUCUAAAACCUCAUCCCAGUAAACAUACCUGAGGUUCCCCCUGUGUGUCUGUGACAAUAAACGAUGAUGUAAAGCCA